Molecule: messenger RNA, 3923 nt
Organism: Balaenoptera musculus (blue whale)
Lineage: Eukaryota; Metazoa; Chordata; Mammalia; Artiodactyla; Balaenopteridae
Gene: HDAC6
Product: histone deacetylase 6
Exons: 29
Coding region: 138-3575 (1145 amino acids)
Biological process (GO): chromatin organization
Cellular component (GO): histone deacetylase complex
Molecular function (GO): histone deacetylase activity; zinc ion binding
Source: RefSeq, a predicted model, not a curated record
GCCACUGGGACGAGAGAAGACGCCCCUUCCUAACGGCCUUGCUUGCUUGCUUGCACUCUUGAGUUAAUCGCACGGUACAGUUGGCGCCGGUCCGGAGGGCUCCUAAGAAACGCGUCAGGGGUGAAGUCUCCCCAGCCAUGACCUCCACCGGCCAGGAUUCCACCACAACCAGACAGCGAAGGAGUAGGCACAAUCCCCAUUCCCCCCCCCACGACUCCAGCGUCACCUCGGUGAGGCCCCAGACCUCGAAGCGAGGUGUUAAAAAGGGUGCCGUACUCCGCUCCAGCCCCAAUCUAGCGGAGGUAAAGAAGAAAGGCAGAAUGAAGAAGCUUAGUCAAGCAGCCGAGCAAGACCUAGUCGUGGGGCUGCAAGGGCUGGAUCUGAACCGGGAGGCCAGGACACCGUCUGGCACUGGCUUGGUGUUCGAUGAGCAGCUAAAUGAAUUCCACUGCCUCUGGGAUGACAGCUUCCCUGAAGGCCCUGAGCGGCUCCAUGCCAUCAAGGAGCAGCUGAUCCAGGAGGGCCUCCUGGAUCGCUGUGUGUCCUUUCAGGCUCGAUUCGCCGAAAAGGAGGAGCUGAUGUUGGUUCACAGUCUAGAAUACAUUGAUCUGAUGGAGACGACCCAGUACAUGAAUGAGGGGGAACUGCGUGUCCUAGCAGAUACCUAUGACUCAGUUUAUCUGCAUCCGAACUCAUACACCUGUGCCUGCCUGGCCUCAGGCUCCGUCCUCAGGCUGGUGGAUGCAGUCCUGGGGGCUGAGAUCCGGAAUGGUAUGGCGAUAAUCAGGCCUCCUGGACACCACGCCCAGCACAGUCUUAUGGAUGGGUAUUGCAUGUUCAACCACGUGGCUGUGGCUGCCCGCUAUGCUCAACAGAAGCAUGACAUUCAGAGGGUCCUUAUCGUGGAUUGGGAUGUGCACCAUGGUCAAGGAACACAGUUCACCUUUGACCAAGACCCCAGCGUCCUCUAUUUCUCCAUCCACCGCUACGAGCAGGGUCGGUUCUGGCCCCACCUUACAGCCUCCAACUGGUCCACCACAGGUUUUGGCCAAGGCCAGGGAUACACCAUCAAUGUGCCUUGGAACCAGGUGGGGAUGCGAGAUGCCGACUACAUCGCCGCUUUCCUGCACGUCCUGCUGCCAGUUUCCCUUGAGUUCCAGCCCCAGCUGGUCCUGGUAGCUGCUGGAUUUGAUGCCCUCCAAGGGGACCCCAAGGGCGAGAUGGCCGCCACUCCGGCAGGGUUCGCCCAGCUAACCCACCUGCUCAUGGGUCUGGCAGGAGGCAAGCUGAUCCUCUCACUGGAGGGUGGCUACAACCUCCGCUCCCUGGCUGAGGGCGUCAGCGCCUCUCUCCACACCCUUCUGGGAGACCCUUGCCCCAUGCUGGAGUUCCCUGGCACCCCUUGCCCGAGUGCCCAGGCGUCGAUCUCCUGUGUUCUAGAAGCCCUUGAGCCCUUCUGGAAGGUCUUUGUGAGAUCAGCUGAGACCCUGGAGGAGGAGGACACUGUGGAGGGGGACAAUGUGGAGGAGAAGGAGGAGGAGGGACCGUGGCAGCCCCCUGAGCUCCCAAUCCUGACGUGGCCGGUGCUGCAGGCUCGCACAGGGCUGGUCUAUGACCAACAGAUGAUGGAUCACUACAACUUGUGGGACAACCACCACCCCGAGACGCCUCAGCGCAUCCAGCGUAUCAUGCACCGCCUGGAGGAGCUGGGUCUUGCCGGGCGCUGUCUCGCCCUGCCCGCACGUCCAGCCACGGACGCUGAGCUGCUCGCCUGCCACAGUGCUGAGCACGUGGAUCGUCUGCGGGCCACGGAGAAGAUGAAAAUCCGGGAGCUGCACCGCGAGGGCGCCAACUAUGACUCCAUCUACAUCUGCCCCAGCACCUUCACCUGUGCACAGCUGGCUGCUGGCGCCGCCUGCCGCCUGGUGGAGGCUGUGCUGGCGGGAGAGGUUUUGAAUGGCAUUGCUGUGGUGCGUCCCCCCGGCCACCAUGCAGAGCGGGAUGCCGCUUGCGGUUUCUGCUUUUUCAACUCUGUGGCUGUGGCUGCUCGCCAUGCCCAGGCCGUCAGUGGGCGUGCGCUGCGGAUCCUGAUCGUGGACUGGGACGUCCAUCAUGGUAAUGGAACUCAGCACAUAUUUGAGGAGGACCCCAGCGUGCUGUACAUUUCUCUGCACCGCUAUGAUCAUGGCACCUUCUUUCCUAUGGGGGACGAGGGUGCCAGCAGCCAGAUAGGUCAGGCUGCAGGCACGGGCUUCACCGUCAAUGUGGCCUGGAAUGGGCCCCGCUUGGGUGACGCCGACUACCUGGUUGCCUGGCAUCGUCUGGUGCUUCCCAUUGCCUAUGAGUUUAACCCGGAACUGGUGCUGGUCUCAGCUGGCUUCGAUGCUGCCCGGGGGGACCCACUGGGCAGCUGCCAGGUGUCGCCUGAGGGCUAUGCCCACCUCACCCACCUGCUGAUGGGCCUGGCCAAUGGCCGCAUUAUCCUUAUCCUAGAGGGUGGUUAUAACCUGACAUCCAUCUCGGAGUCCAUGGCCGCCUGCACCCACUCCCUCCUUGGGGACCCGCCACCCCUGCUGACCCUGCUGCGGCCCCCACUGUCAGGGGCCCUGGCCUCAAUCACCGAGACCAUCCAAGUCCAUCGCAGAUACUGGUGCAGCUUGUGGGUCACAAAGGUCAAAGAUAAAGAGGGACCCUCCAGUUCUAAGUUGAUCACCAAGAAGGCACCCCAGCUGGCCAGUCCUGGGUCAGCCAAGGGGAUGACCAUGCCAGAAGGGAACGUUCUGGAGGCAGGCACGGGGAAGGCCACCUCAGCAACCUCUGUGAAAGAGUCCACUCCACGCCAGACUACGUCAGAGACAGCUGUGAUGGAGCUCACUCGGGACCAGUCAUCAGAGACAGCCAUGGGAGGAGCUGCUGGGCUGAACCAGGCCACCUCAGAGGCAGCCACAGGGGAUGCCACGCUGGACCAGACCACCUCGGAGGAGGCUGAGCUGAUCCAAAGCCCUCCAGCCUCAUGCGCUGACAGUCAGACUCCUCCAGCGUCACCCAUGCAAGGAGCCACAACCCAGAUAUCCCCCAGUAAGCUGACUGGAAAUCUCAGGACCUUGGAACUAGACAAGGCACAGGAACCCCCAGAAGAGGAGGAGCUACUAGGAGAGGCAGCUGGAGGUCAGGACAUGAAUGAGUCAGUACUGAUGCAGGUCACUGGAGACCAUGCUGACACUGACCAAGCCAUGUUUUAUGCUGUAACGCCACUGCCCUGGUGUCCCCAUUUGGUGGCAGUAUGCCCCGUACCUGAAGCAGGCCUGGAUGUGACCCAACCUUGUCAGGACUGUGGAGCACUCCAGGAGAACUGGGUGUGUCUGUCUUGCUACCAGGUCUACUGCAGUCGUUACAUCAACGCCCAUAUGCUCCAACACCAUGAAGGCUUGGGACACCCGCUGGUACUCAGCUACGCCGACCUGUCUACCUGGUGUUACCACUGUCAAGCCUACGUUCACCACGAGGCUCUCCUAGCUGUGAAGAACAUCGCCCACCAGAACAAGUUUGGGGAGAACAUGCCCCACUCACACUAAAUCCCAGAGUGUGCUCCUCUUCUUCACCUUCUGAGACCCAAGAUAGACCAACCUUAGUUCAUUCCAAGCUAUACCUUUGAUGAGGGGUAGCCUCACUCCAUCCCAUCCUGAAGACCCUUUACAACUCGCCCAGGGUGCUGAUUUAAGUGUAUAUAUUUGUAAGAGGACUGUGAUGAUCAAUUAUAGAUCUCCCACUGCCUGCUCAAGGGACUCCAUCUACUCUGCCCCAGAAGGCAAGGGGAGCAGCUCAGUGACCCCAAGAGGGGGCUGAUAUAAAGAUGAUACUUUGGAGGGAAGGGGGAUCAACUGGCAGGUAUGGCGGGGUUGCAUAUGUAAUAAAGUACAAGC